GACCCACAGCUCCUUGCUCAGUUCUACUACGCUGAUGAGGAACUAAAUCAGGUAGCAGCUGAACUGGACAGUUUGGAUGGAAGAAAAGACCCACAGAGAUGUACGCUGCUAGUCAACCAGUUUCGCUCUUGUCAGGAUAAUGUUUUGAACAUCAUAAAUCAAAUCAUGGAUGAAUGCAUUCCACAUGAACGGGCCAACCGAGACUUUUGUGUUAAGUUUCCAGAGGAAAUACGCCAUGACAACCUUGCAGGACAGCUUUGGUUUGGAGCAGAAUGUUUGGCUGCUGGUUCAAUUAUUAUGAAUCGUGAAAUUGAGAGUAUGGCUAUGAGGCCGUUGGCGAAGGAUCUGACCCGAAGCCUAGAGGAAGUUAGAAAUAUCAUUCGUGACCAGGCCUUAAGGGAUUUGAACCUCUACACAGAAAAAAUGAAAGAUUCACUCAAGCGUUUUGACGUCCUUUUUGCUGAAUUUGAAUUAAGUUAUGUGUCGGCCAUGGUACCCGUGAAGUCUCCAAAAGAAUAUUAUGUACAGCAAGAGGUAAUCGUACUUUUCUGUGAAACUGUGGAGAGAGCCUUAAGGCUUGGAUACCUCACUCAAGAUAUGAUAGAUGACUAUGAACCGGCUUUAAUGUUUACAAUUCCAAGAUUAGCCAUUGUAUGUGGCCUUGUCGUCUACUCCGAGGGACCAUUAAACUUGGACCAUAAACCAGAAGAUAUGUCUGAACUCUUCAGACCUUUUCACACUCUGCUAAGAAAAAUAAGGGAUCUACUUCAGACAUUAACUGAGGAUGAACUCCACACACUGGAACGUAACCUCUGCAUCUCUCAAGAUGUGGAUUUUCCUGUCAGAGCAGAUCCUGAAGUACCCUCUGUCAUUACACCGGGCAUAACUGCGACUUUGCCUGCUAAGGAGCUGUCAGCAAAAGCUGAAAACACAGAGGCUGAGCUGGCUUGUUCUAUGCAGUAUGAUGAACAGGAGCUGGAACAGCUGAAUAGGAUGGUGCACAGAGUCGGAGACGAAAUGUCUUCUCUGCUUUCCCCUCCAAGCAUCUGUCAGUCUCCAGCUCACAGAUCUAGCCUAAGAAAUAGUUCUAGCACAGAAGCUUCACCAACAAGACACCAUCUUGACAACUUAACUGAAGAAGAGGUGGUUUUUAUGGAUGACCUAGAUGGAGCAGGAGAAGCUCUUGCUGGGUUGGAUUCAGUAAGUGAUACUUUUGCUUGGGUGAAUAACCCUUGCCACAGUUCCAAACAGAACCUGCAAUAUAGAGACGCUUUGCUGUUCGAGAACGGCCAUCAGACAGAGGAAACUUUGCUUUUAAAAGAUGGUGAAAGUGACUUAAGCAAUAAUAACAAUAUUGAAGAUAGCAAACAGAUGUCUGGUGUCUCAGUUCAGAAUUCAUGCAGCUGUCUAGAGGGUCCAGACUCACAGUUAUACCUCAAUGGCUGGGAUGCGUACGCUGAUGAUGCAGAAAUGGCGGAAGUGAUAGCUCAUAGGACAGGGGGAAUGAAAAUAUCUGCUACUGUAAUAUUCAAUCCUAAAUCUCCCUCUAGCUCAGAAUCCCCAGUAACAACUCCAGAAGCAGCUAUUAGUUGUGUUCCUGGAUCUGCUAAUCCAUUAGCAAAUGAGGAGGAGGAUGAAUCCCAUAAACUCAGUAUAGCUGCCACAAACUGUCUAAUUAAUUCCUGUGUGUGUUGUGGCAGCUGUGAAGACAGCAGGGAGGACAGUGUUGAAGGUUUAAAGACUAAACAUUCUGCAGGAGGUGUUGUAAAUGCUUCAUACACGUUAGUAAAGUCUAAGGAAAUGGACCAUGUAGAUAACUUGGACAAUUCAGUCCCUGCACAGGAAACGUUAAAGCCCGAAACUUCUGCUCUGUUAGCAGAAGGAGGCUGUGGCAGAGAAGAGCAAAAACUGCCGAUCUCCUCUAAGUGCCUGGCACAUUCCUCAGGUUCACAGGUAGGAGCAGAAAAUGACUCGCAAGGAGAAGCAGAAAGCAUCUCAAAUCAGCAGAAGUGGGAGAAGAGAAAACAACUAUGUGAGAAAAAGCAGGACAACAAUGAAGAUGCUAAUAGUGAAAGGACAGCAAAGGAAGAUGUAAAGUCAAGAUCUAGUUCAAGUUCUCAGGAUGGCUUACGUGAUUCCCCCCUCAGCUCCAUCUCCAGCAGUGACUAUGAGAGUGUUUCUGUCACUACAUGUAGUCUCUCCAGCGUAUACGCUCUGAGUUCUUGUUCAUCUGAUGACAUUGAUCAGGAAGAAAUCCAGCUCGCUUUGCAGGCUGCUAAAAUUGCCAACCGAGAAAAGAUCAGAUCCAGAUUUCAUGGCAGUAAUGAUCUUAUUCACCGCCUUUUUGUCUGUAUCUCAGGUGUUGCUGACCAGCUGCAGACAAACUAUGCUAGUGAUCUGAGAAGUAUCUUAAAGACCUUGUUUGAAGUUAUGGCAACCAAACCUGAAACAGAAGACAAGGAAAAGCAAAAGAAAGUUAAUCAGGGUUUAAGGAAUGCAGCACUGGAAGACUGUGCUUUAUGUCAAGAAAGUAUAUCGUCCUCAGAACUUGCAGCAAAAGCCAGAGAUGGUGACUUUGAAGAUCCUCCUGACUGGGUUCCAGAUGAAGUCUGCAGCUACUGCACUGCGUGCAAGGCUCCUUUCACAGUCAUUCGCAGGAAGCACCACUGUCGGAGCUGUGGCAAGAUCUUCUGUUCCCGCUGUUCCUCCCACUCUGCUCCAUUACCUCGUUAUGGUCAGAUGAAGCCUGUCCGUGUUUGCACUCACUGUUACAUGUUCCAUGUCACUCCCUUCUAUAGUGACAAAGCUGGUAUCUGACAUAUUAAACUACUGGUGUGGCUUCUGGAGUCUUACACGGACUGAUAUAUUUGACCUAAGCCAAGAAUUAACUUGAAAGAGGGACCCCGUGAGGGCGUGUAGGCUUUGACAUC
Messenger RNA from Nipponia nippon (crested ibis), 2930 nucleotides. The record is from RefSeq and is a predicted model, not a curated record. Lineage: Eukaryota; Metazoa; Chordata; Aves; Pelecaniformes; Threskiornithidae.